CAGGGGCGGCCCGAGGGGGCGUGGCCUCGGCCCUCGGGUUCCUCCCGAGGGGAGGGCCGGAGGCCGCGCUCGGGCCUCGACCUGCGGCGGGCGGAGGCCGGGCACCAUGCGGCGCGGGGCCAGGAGCGUGCGGGGCAGGGACGGGCCGGCGCCCACGCCCUACGUCCAGGCCCAGUGCUUCGACCCGCUGAUCCGCCUCUGCGUCAACUGCAGGCUCCUCCGCACACCUGAGCCUGGAUCGGCCUCACCUGCCUCCGGCCCGCGGUCCCUCCCCUCGGUUCCCUGCCCUCUCUCCCCGUCCCCUCCGCCCGCGCCAGCCGCCGGCGUGAGCAGCCAGGCACCCGGGACGGCGCUGCAGCCGCAGGAGUCGGUGGGCGCUGGGGCCCGGCCCGAGGCCGUGCUGCCCCUGCCCGGGCUGCUCUUCGGUGCCCCCGCGCUGCUGGGCCUGGCGCUGGCCCUGGCCCUGGCCCUGGUGGCCCUGGUGAGCUGGAGGUGGCAGCAGCGGCGCAGGACGGCCUCCCUAGAGGCCCCAGACGGAGGCCAGGACGAGCCCCUGGACAAUGUCUUCGACCCCUCCUCGGGAACCCUCAAUGCCUCAGCUCCUGUCUGGCCUCCACCCAGAACACCAGAAGACCCAGGCAACAGCACACCUGGCCACAGUGUGCCUGUGCCAGCCACAGAGCUGGGCUCCACUGAGCUGGUGACCACCAAGACCGCCAGCCCUGAGCAACAAUAGCAGUGGAGAGGGCAGGAGGGGCUCCUGCCUGGCUUCUGGGCCCUCUGCAGGCUCCGACACUGAAUUCAGCUCUUCACCCCCGCACCCACCUGCCCUUUUCCUGGGAGCCAGGCUGCUUCCCCCUAAACCCUCCAGACAGUAUGGCCCACAGUGUACAGCCAUUUGGAGUCGUUUGUGUGUUCGCUUUUGGCUUAAGACCAUGCCACCUUUGACAGUUCUUGAAGGUCCUCUCUGCUCCAGUGCUCUGCCGGUUUGGAUAUGGUUUGAAUGUGUCCUCUAAGGCUCUGUGUGUCGAAAUUUAAUUCCCAUUGUGAGGUAUUAUUAAGGGGGAAAACUUAAUCUGACUGUGGUUUUUAGAGGUGGGGCCUUUGGGAGGUAACUAGGAUUAAACAAGGUCAUCUGGGCGACCACCAUCAUCAGGCAUUGGUGGCUUUAUAAGGGGGAGAGAGAGACCAGAAGAGACACACACUAUAUACUUCUUGUCCCUUGCCAUGUGAUGCCCUCUGCCACCUUGCAUCUCUGCCAACAAGAAGGCUAUCUCUCGAUAUGAUUGGGCCUCCAGAACUGUGAGCUAAAUAACCCAUUUCCUUUAUAAAGUUUCCUAGCUUUGGGUAUUUUGUUAUAAAAAUGCAAAACAGACCAAUAUGGGUACUAUGAAUAAGAGAGCUAUCCUUUACAAUAGGGAAGAGACCAUUAGGCCAAAUGAAUCUGAAAAGAAGGCCAAGUGGGAGGAUGCUUAAUUGGUAGCUGAGUGUUGUAUUUCUUUAAUACUUGCUUUCAGAGCUAUCCUGCUUUUAAAGUGACGCACGUGGCAGCAGUGAGUAACCUGCUGACGGUUUCACUUGGGGAUUUAGUGCAAGAUUAUUUUAAAUUCCUUUUGGUGUGUGUAUAUGUGGUAUUGGGGACCAGACCCAGGACCUCAUACUUAUUAGGCAAAUGCUAUACCACUGAGCUACAGCCAGGUAUCAAGAUUAUUUUUUAGAAGUAACCAGAAAAAAAAAAGUCAUGCCUAAUUGUGCCGAUUCUCAGGUAUCUGCAUCCCAGGAUCACCCUGGGCUUGGCCUAAUCUGCUAGAACCUAAGAUGCCAUUUCUACUCUGUUGGAAGCUUCCAGAGCCACAGGCUGCACUCAGGAGGAAUUCUACAGCCUCUAGAGCUAGACUCCAAGCUCAAGCUGAGGGAGGCCUUGUCAGGAAGCUCUCUCAGACCACCUGGGGCCCAGCUGCCUCCUGGGCAUGGCACACUCAGCUCUGCGCAGGGGGCACCUUCAUACACAGGCCAGGGCAGUCCUAUGGCACUGACCAGAUAGACCUGACAUCCCUUGAACACCCCUCCCUCUAUGACCAGUCCUCCUCUUCUCUCCAUGGUCUGGGCCCCAUGAGCUGGGCUUACCACUGCCCCUGUGGAGGCUGCCCGUUAACAGUGGGGCUCCUGGACCGUACUGUGCACUUGCAGCCAGCUGUCUCCUCUGCUGCCUGCCCUCCCACACAAGAUGGAACUUGAACUUCAUCCUGGAAAUCUACCUGGGAACUUGUCACAACUUGGCUCUUUUGGAAGGAGCACUGGACCAGAAGUCAGAAGGUGGAGUCCUGGGUUUUUCCCUUUGUAGGACCUUGGCCAUUUUCUUUUCCAUGUACCAGAGGUUUUCUGCUGGCCUCUCCCUGAGCUGCCCCCCAGAGCUGCCUGGCAGACACCUGCCUCUCCCACCCACCAGUUUCCCAGCUUCGAAGAGAGUGGACAGUGGACAGUGGCAUUUGGAGACCCAGAACCUGGACAUUCAUAUCCUAAUCUCUCUGCCCAGCUAGUCCCUCCCUGAGCCUAUUUUAGAUACCACUACUUCUAAGGAGCCAGGUGACUGGUGACAUCAGAUGGCAAGCAGUAAGUGGCAGAGUGAGCAGUCAUACACUCCCCCUCCAUGCAGGGGCCAGGGAGGCUAAGCUGUUCCUGGCCAUCCCUUUCUCCCACCCCACCUUCUCCACUAUAGUCAGGAUCUAGGCUCUGAAGGUGAAAAGCGUGAGUGAAGUCCCCUGGGGCCUCGACAUGCAAACCUCUGACACCCCUCAGUCCCAGUUGAACCCCAGCUGGUAUGUAGUUUCCCCUCAGAUCUCAGUUUCCUCUAAUGAUACAUGAGGGGUUGGGUACACCAUUCUCUUCCUGGCCUGUGGUUCUCAGAGGAUUGGAAGGAAUCUUAGAGAAUUCUCACAUAACAUUUCUAUUUCACAGAUAAGAAAACUGAGGCCCAGAGAGGGUCAUUGUCAUUAGCAAAUAACAGAAGGGAAGUUCCUUGGGGAAGAACCAGGAGAGACCAGUGGAGGGGUGAACAAAGAUGGGCAGUGUCACCAUGCUGAAAGGGCCCAGGAAAGGAAAUCAGCCUCCUGACCUCUGAGCUAGGUGUGACUUUCUAAGGAGCCUUCCCACUGUCAUUGACACCACAUUUGAUUUUCAUAACAACACCUGGAGAGGAGUUAGGUAUUUGUGUUUGGCUAAAAAAAAUUUUAUUAAAAAAUGAAGGUAUACAUUUUGGAGACAAACUAGAAAGUCCAGGAGGAUGAUCCAGGGUGGGGUCUAUGGAGACCUGACCUGUAUCCAGCAACAACAGCCUUUGUGUGUGGUGUACUGUUCUACGCAAUUGCAAUCAUUUUACACAUAAAAAUUUGCAUCUUGUCCCAUCAUAUGU
This is a messenger RNA of Sciurus carolinensis (gray squirrel), 3412 nucleotides long. RefSeq names its product TNF receptor superfamily member 13C (gene Tnfrsf13c). The record is from RefSeq and is a predicted model, not a curated record. The transcript has 3 exons. Gene Ontology annotation, biological process: B cell costimulation; T cell costimulation; positive regulation of T cell proliferation. The coding region runs from base 107 to 736 and encodes 209 amino acids. Gene Ontology annotation, molecular function: signaling receptor activity. Gene Ontology annotation, cellular component: external side of plasma membrane. Lineage: Eukaryota; Metazoa; Chordata; Mammalia; Rodentia; Sciuridae.